AUGUCUGGUUUAUCAGGACAACAAUAUAUUCUCAGCAGUUUCCCUCCUCUCCUUCAGAUUCACUCUUUUCUGAGGAGCACCUGUUUCAACAAUAGUGCAGGAGAAGAAAUCUAUUUUGAAAACAACGGGGAGCUGUCAGGAGGAUAUGACCUCAUCAACUUGGUCACCUUCCCCAAUGGGUCCUUCCACAGAGUGCUAGUUGGAAGGGUGGACCGCGGGGCUACUGCAGAGGAUGGAUUCAACUUAAAUGGAAGUGCCAUUGUGUGGAAUCACAAGUUUAAUCAGGUAGGAAGGUUGAUCCUCAUUGUCAGCUCAUUCCACAGAGUCACAGUUGGAAGUGUGAAACCUCAAGAUACUCUGGAAGAUGGGAUUAACUUGAAUGGAAGCGCCAUUGUGUGGAAUCAGAAGUUUAAUCAGUUCAUAAGAGUGAUGAGCAAAGUGCUCUAUAAAGUGCCAGAAAGUGCCAGAUCAGUGAGAAGCCUUGUUACCAAAAACUUCCAGCAUGCUCUUGCUUUUGCUUGUGCCAUUGACGAAAUCAACACAGAUGCUCAAUUGCUACCAAACAUUACACUGGGAUUCAUGAUUAAAGACGAUAUUUUUGAUUCAAAAGAAACCACUUGGAAACUUCUGCAAAUCCUUUGUAAUGGACAAGUGGCUCCUCCCAAUUACAUCUGUGCCAGUGAAGAGAAAUUGAUGGCUGUCAUUGGUGGCCUCACCUCUCCAAACUCCAUGCAGGGGGCCCAUAUUUUAAAUUCCUACAAAAUCCCUCAGUUCAGCUAUGGCUCCUUUGAUCCUGUGCUGAGAGAUAAAAGUCGCUUUCCAGCUUUCUAUCAGAUGGUGCCAAGGGAAGAUCUUCAGUAUGCUGGGAUUGUGCAGCUCCUGAUACAUUUUGGGUGGACCUGGAUUGGCUUCCUUGUUUCAGAUGAUGAGAGUGGAGAAACCUUCCUUCGAGCGCUGAGGCCAAGGCUCCUCCAGAGCAAGAUUUGCCUUGCUUGGACGCAGGUGAUCCCAUUGAUGUCAGCAUUUUCCUCAGCAGAAACAUAUGAAGACAAAAUGAGACCCAUGGAAUCAACUCUCCUACUCAGUGAAAUCAGUGUGUUUCUUGUCUAUGGUGAUAAUCAAUCUAUGGAGGGCUUACGAAUAAUGUUAUACCGGAAUGAGAUUUUACACCUGCGCCCUUUGGAAAAGGUGUGGAUCACAACAGCAGAAUGGGAUAUGACUGCCGUACAUUUUGGGGAGAAAUUCACCUCCAAGUCCUUCCAUGGUGCUUUGUCCUUUAGACUCCACUCAAAUGUGGUGCCAGGAUUUCAGGACUUUCUGGAGACUCUAAAUCCAUAUCAGUUAAAUAGUUCUGUCAUCAAUUUUUUCUGGUUCACUGCAUUUCAGUGUUUAUUCCCUGAAGAGAAUUUUUACCCCAGAAACCUGGAGAUGUGCACAGGGAAGGAGAAGCUGGGGAGCCUUCCAGGAUCUGUGUUUGAAAUGGGCAUGUCUGGCCAGAGCUACAAUGUCUACAAUGCUGCCUAUCUGGUUGCUCAUUCUCUGCAUGCCAUAGAUCUGCUUCACCCCUUUCUGAGAAGCACCCACUUCAAUAAUGGUGCAGGAGAAGAAAUCUUUUUGGAUGGAAAUGGGGAGCUGUCAGGAGGACAUGACCUCAUCAACUUGGUCACCUUCCCCAAUGGGUCCUUCCACAGAGUGCUAGUUGGAAGGGUGGACCGCGGGGCUACUGCAGAGGAUGGAUUCAACUUAAAUGGAAGUGCCAUUGUGUGGAAUCAAAAGUUUAAUCAGAUGAUGCCCAGGUCCAGGUGUGUGGAGAGCUGCCACCCUGGGCAGAGCAUGAUUGUCCAGGAGGAGAAGCCGGAGUGCUGCUACAAUUGCCUUGCAUGCCCUCAAGCUAGGUUUUCAACACAGAUGGAUGCAGAGCAGUGUAAGAUGUGUCCCGAAGAUGAGUAUCCUAACAAGGAGCAGGACCAGUGUAUUCCCAAAGGAAUCAACUACCUCUCUUAUAAGGAGCCCUUGACAGUAGUUUUGUUGUCUUUCGCAUGUGUCCUCUCUGUUGCCACAGUGAUUCUGCUCAUGAGCUUCAGACUGAACUGGGACACCCCCAUCGUUAAGGCCAACAACAGAAGCAUCACAUGUGCCUUGCUCUCCUCUCUUAUGCUGUGCUUCCUCUGCUCCUUUCUGUUCAUUGGGAGGCCUGGGAAGGUGACCUGCCUUCUGAGGCAAAGUGUCUUUGGCAUCAUCUUCUCCAUUGCUGUGUCUUGUGUGUUAGCAAAGACUAUCAUGGUGGUGUUGGCCUUCAGGGAGACUAAGCCUGGAAACAGCAUGAGGAAAUGGGUGGGGAAGAGACUGGCAGCUUCUGUCAUCGUUCUCUCUUCACUCAUUCAAGCUGGCAUCUGUGUUGUGUGGCUGGCAACUUUUCCCCCCUUUCCUGAGUUAGACAUGUGGUCCCAGGGAGAUGAAAUCAUAGUUCAAUGCAAUGAAGGCUCAAGUGCCAUGUUCUGCCUUGUCCUGGGGUACAUGGGGUUUCUGGCCACCAUCAGCUUCACGGUGGCUUUCUUUGCCAGGAAGUUGCCUGAUACCUUCAAUGAAGCCAAGUUGAUCACCUUCAGCAUGCUGGUCUUCUGCAGUGUGUGGGCAUCAUUUGUGCCCACCUACCUUAGCACCAAGGGGAAGUACAUGGUGGCUGUAGAGGUCUUCUCCAUCCUGGCCUCUGGUGCUGGCUUGCUGGCCUGUAUCUUCCUCCCCAAGAUCUAUAUCAUCAUUCUGAGGCCUGAGCUGAACACUAGGGAGCAGUUAUCCAGGAGGAAGAGAUCUUAG
Varanus komodoensis (Komodo dragon) is the source of this 2817-nucleotide messenger RNA. RefSeq names its product vomeronasal type-2 receptor 26-like. Gene Ontology annotation, molecular function: G protein-coupled receptor activity. Bases 1 to 2817 code for a protein of 938 amino acids. The record is from RefSeq and is a predicted model, not a curated record. Gene Ontology annotation, biological process: G protein-coupled receptor signaling pathway. NCBI's taxonomy places the organism in Eukaryota, Metazoa, Chordata, Lepidosauria, Squamata, Varanidae. The transcript has 7 exons. Gene Ontology annotation, cellular component: membrane.